Messenger RNA from Magnusiomyces paraingens, 1071 nucleotides. RefSeq lists its product as uncharacterized. The transcript has a single exon. The record is from RefSeq and is a predicted model, not a curated record. Gene Ontology annotation, molecular function: structural constituent of cytoskeleton; actin filament binding. Gene Ontology annotation, cellular component: actin cytoskeleton; Arp2/3 protein complex. Bases 1 to 1071 code for a protein of 356 amino acids. Gene Ontology annotation, biological process: actin filament polymerization; Arp2/3 complex-mediated actin nucleation. NCBI's taxonomy places the organism in Eukaryota, Fungi, Ascomycota, Dipodascomycetes, Dipodascales, Dipodascaceae.
AUGUAUUUUUCUCUCUUGAACAUUUCACCCAACCUCAAAGCUUUUCGAAGCAAUCCAUUUUAUAAAUACGACCAACGAGACCCGUCCCAAUUACCCGCUACCAUGCUCUUGUUACAGUAUCAUAAUCUUCUCUUGAAGAGCAUUUUGACCGAGCGGUUGGAGCCGGGUGCCCAGCCUAUUGCCAUUGACCAGAUUGUCUCCGAUUUUGACAAUGUCACUUUCCACAUCUCCACUCCAGAAACAAAGAGCAAAAUCCUCAUCUCCAUGUACAUCAAGUGUGCUCCAGACUUAAAAAAAUACAAUGUCGACAAAAUCAUGAAGCGCGAAUACGGGGCAUAUCUUUUGCCUACUCCGGAAUCUGGCUACAACUUUUCCCUCUUACUUGACUUGCAGGAGCUGCAGAGCCUUGAUGUAACAGAACGUGAAGCUCUGAUUGACAAGAUUUCUUUGCUUAAGCGAACAGCUUUGGCUGCCCCCUUUGAGCGUGCCUUUGAUGAGUUUGACGAAUUGGCAGCUGAUGCUGCCAAGCAAAAUUUGGAAUUGUACGUUCCAGAGGCAUCUAAGGUUGAAGUUUUAGCUAUUCACUAUCGCGAGCAAGAGUCUAUCUUUAUUAAGCCUUCGCACGAUCGUGUGACGGUUAUCUUUUCUACUAUUUUUAAGGACGAAACAGAUCGCAUUUUUGGGCGCGUUUUCCUUCAGGAGUUUGUGGAUGCUCGUCGCCGUGCAAUUCAAAAUGCUCCGCAGGUUUUGUAUUCACAGAAGGAACCUCCUCUUGAAAUUCGCGACCUACCUGGUGUUCGGGCUUCGGACGAUAAUGUCGGCUACGUCACUUUUGUUCUUUUCCCUAGACAUCUCAAGCCCCAGCGUCGUGAGAACUGUAUCAGUCACAUUCAAACCUUCCGCGAUUACUUCCACUAUCAUAUCAAGUGCUCUAAGGCCUACAUGCACUCUAGAAUGAGAUACCGUGUUUCGGAGUUUCUUAAGGUUCUUAACCGCGCAAAACCAGAGAAUGAAGAAACCAAGGAAAGAAAAACCGCGUCAGGACGCAGAUUUGAUACUGUUCGACGAUAA